This is a messenger RNA of Cuscuta campestris, 1880 nucleotides long. The record is from the annotation of a GenBank genome assembly. NCBI's taxonomy places the organism in Eukaryota, Viridiplantae, Streptophyta, Magnoliopsida, Solanales, Convolvulaceae.
ACUUCCCAUCGAUAUUGUUUAUUAAUUUAUAUUUCUCUUUCUUUAGGAUUAUAUUGUAUUAUCUUAUCUGUAAGUAUUUUUAUCAUUUUCCUUUGUCAAAAUUUUCGAUGAUUUUUUAAUAAAUAAUUUGUUCGUGCGUUACGAGUCUAGUGAGGUACAUAAUAUUGAUGCAUACUUUUGGGUAUAAGAUGACUACGGAGUACAAUUUUUUGGAGCUAAUAACUAGCCUUUUCAUCUCCUCGAAUCACCUAGCUUUCAUGGCUACCGUAAUUCCUCCUCUCGCUCUCUCAGUCGUCUUCUGCAUUUCUGCCCUAAUUCCUGCGCCGGCUUUCGCUGAAAUUGUCUACGAGGAUGGCUACUCAGUCAGCACACUCUUCGACGGAAACAAGCUUCAAAUCUAUCCUCACUCUGUCCUUCCGAAGCCCGGAUCGUCCGAUCUCCUCCUCCUGGACUCCACUCACAGUACUGUGUACACUGUAUCAAUCCCCGAGUCUGGAGAGGUCUCUGCUGAACGGUUGGCCGGAAAUGGAGUCGGUAAUUACUCUGACGGCGAUCUGAGCUCUGCGAUGUUCUACAAGCCCAAGAGCUUUGAGAUUGAUGCUAGGGGAAACAUUUAUGUUGCUGAUGCUAAGAACAAGCAUUCUAUUAGAAAGAUUAGAAAAUCUGGUGUGACUACUAUAGUUGGAGGGGUUUCUGAUGCAGCAGGCAAGAAAGAUGGCCCUGGAAAAGAGGCUACGUUCUCAGAUGAUUACGAGCUAGUCUUUAUUCCGCAACGAUGUGCUGUGAUCAUCUCCGACAUUGGGAAUAGAUUAGUUCGCCAGAUAAAUCUCAGGGCAGAUGAUUGCUCUAGUGGAUCUGAAUCUGUUUUGGGAUCAACUACGUCUUGGUUUCUAGGGGUCGGGCUUUCCUGCUUAUUUGGAUUGGUGGUUGGAUUUGUGCUUCGUCCUUUUGUCAUCCCACAUGGAGGCCGCAGGCAUCAUUGGUACAAAGGGACAUGGAAGCAUUGCCUAAUGAGUCUGGGGAGACAAGUUCCGAUUCUCUUCUUCGAGCUCAGAAGCGUAGUUGUUAACUCAGUAUCUUAUUCUCUACUAAAGCGAAUAGUAUAUCUUAGUUUCUCACAUUUCUCUCUAAUGUUUACCCCGCUGUUUAGUUCUAGAAGAGUUGUAGAAACCUGGAAACUGUUUGAAAAACCAGUAUCUUUGUUGGAUUUGGAUCACCAGAGUGGCAGGGAACCAUCCAAAACUUAUCCUAAAAUUAUAGAAGUGAAAGAUGUGCCUUUGUUGGAUUUGGAUGGCACUAGCACUACUACCAGUGAACCACCACAGUCAGAUCUGGUGGCCGACGAAUUGAAGGAUUUGAUACAUUUUGAUGACGGGCUGCUCUCAUCAUACAAUGGUGAAACAACCUCCCAGAAAGAAGGUGAGGAUGGUAAGAACUCUGGAGGCAACAGUACAAUAGAUAGUAUGGUACAAGCCAAUCUCUCUGCUCUUGCAGGGCUAGCAACGACAACUUCAAGCACCGAGUUUCCUAAGGGCAGUGUGUGCUUAUUCAAAGUAAUGUAGUCUUAACUCUUAUCCAUUGCUGCAACUUGCUGUAAGUAUUAAUUCUCACUAUCACUUGGUAUUGUUAUGGCCUUGUUUGGCAUCGUUAGCUGUCACGUUUUGAAGAUGUGAUCCAACCGUUUGCUUUAAUGUUAGUGUUUUCAAACUUAUCCUGCCUCGUCAAAAACUAUUCAAAACAGUAAUGCUAAUUUGUUCCCAGACGAAGCCUAUAUGUAUGUAAUUGAUGCUAUUGUGGUUUUUACUUUUUUUCCUUAAAUCAUAUGUGGCUUCUCUCCAUUUCAUUAUUGGAACCCAUACUAAUGAAGUGUUUAUUAUGGU